AUGAAGAAUGCUCCUAGCAACUCGAUCUCCAACAAGAUGUCCAAAGGCCGUCAAAGAAUCCCCAUUGACCAACGUCGGGAGAAGGAUGAAGAUUGUUGGAACACAUUUUCUAAACGUCGUAAUGGAUUGUACAAAAAGAUCAGUGACCUAAGCAUUGAUUGUGGUCUCGAUUUUAUUGCCAUGAUGUUCUCCCCAUCAGGGAAGCUCUACUCUUUCACUUCCCCAAACAUGGAGUCGAUUGCAAUGAGACUUCUCAACAAUCAAAAACUUCACAAUAGAGAUGAUAAUGAUUUACUUAUGGAGGCCUCUUAUAGAUCAACAUUGGAUGAACUAACUCGUCAGUUUAUCGAGGUGAGCAAUCUUUUGGAUCAAGAGGAAGAGAGGGAAAAAAGAAUAGACACGAUGGUUAAGGCACGCCAAAUGUUGUCGAUUAUCGACACUCCUAUUUCAGAUCUUAGUGAUGAUCAAGUUAAAAUUUUGAAAGAUUCACUAAAUAAAAUUCAGGAUUGUGUGAAGGAAAGAAUCAACCAACUCAACUCAACUUAA
This is a messenger RNA of Impatiens glandulifera, 546 nucleotides long. RefSeq names its product agamous-like MADS-box protein AGL62. The record is from RefSeq and is a predicted model, not a curated record. The transcript has a single exon. Gene Ontology annotation, biological process: regulation of transcription by RNA polymerase II. The coding region runs from base 1 to 546 and encodes 181 amino acids. Gene Ontology annotation, molecular function: RNA polymerase II cis-regulatory region sequence-specific DNA binding; DNA-binding transcription factor activity, RNA polymerase II-specific; protein dimerization activity. Lineage: Eukaryota; Viridiplantae; Streptophyta; Magnoliopsida; Ericales; Balsaminaceae.